AUGAGGGCCGUACUGCCCACACGCGUGCCAUUUCUGUUAGCAGUGAGUAUUCUACUGCAUAAUUUGAUCAAUCCAUCGCAAGCGGUACUCUUCGAACGCAAAUCACAUUCGGAGUUGUUCAACGACGAAGUUGACUUGAAAGAAGUUGCUGGCGCAGUGAAAGUUGAAUUACCAGCGAGGCCGGUUUUCUUGGAAAAACAUGGAACCGAGGGGAUCAAUUACAGUCUCGACAAUAGAUCGAGACCAUUCAUCUCUUGUGAUUACUACGAUGUGAAUGCAUGUGAUCCAGCUGUUCGUAAUUGUCCAACGACGAAAAUGUGUUACGCGGCAGCCAGUGAGCAUCGUCUCGGUUGCAUGGCUGCGCUUGUGAACAACUCAUCGAGUCGAGAUGCCAUAAAAUGCUUCUUUGCUAUUGGUGAAUUUUGUGAGAUCGGCAACAACCUCUGCCUGAAAAUUUGGAUUUGUAAAGAGCAGUGCAACUUUAUAGCCCCGUCAACUAUAGGUCCAACUGAAGUGGAUGAUCCAGGCUUGUUCUCAUCGGAUAGCUGGGUAGCUGCCGUGAUUAUAAUUGGUAUAUUCGUGGCAUGUCUUUUGGUUUUAUUGUGCUACUGGACAUAUCGAGAAUUCCGAAGUAGUCAACACAUCAAAGCAAAGGCGAUGAACGAUUUUUCGUUGCCAAGAAUGGGCGAUGCGACAAACCCGCUCAUGGAGCCUCCUAAGGAAGAUGGAUGCCGAAAUGUUACCUCACUUGAGUUCGUUGCCCGCGGUCGUUUCGGACAAGUUUAUCGAGGUGUUUUGGAUGGAGCCGUUGUGGCCGUCAAAGAAUUUCCAUGCGCUGAUGUGAACAGUUGGAUCCUUGAACAGGAAAUUUAUGCAUUGCCUGCACUCCGCAAGCACGACAAUAUUUUGCAUUACGUUGGUGCUGAGGUACAUGGCAGUCGGUACUGGCUGAUCACCGAAUUCCAUCAGAAUGGAUCAUUGCAUGAUUAUCUGAAGCCAAAUGUUCUGACGUUACGUCAAGCACUGAAAGUAAUCGCCACCAUCCUGCGUGGUCUAUCGUUUCUCCAUGAAGAGAAAACGAUUGACGGUGAACUGAAACCAUGCGUCGUGCAUAGAGACUUCAAAUCACGCAACGUUCUUCUGAAAAAUGACCUCACAGCCGUAAUUGCCGAUUUUGGACUUGCACUGAAAUGCGAAAAUGGUCAAAUGCCAGCUGAAGAUCAUCAUGGACAAGUUGGUACCAGACGUUACAUGUCUCCCGAAGUGCUUGAAGGGGCCACUGAAUUUACUGCGUUUGCAUUCCGUCAAAUUGAUGUUUACGCAUGUGCACUGGUGAUUUGGGAAGUUCUCUCAAGAACCCAAUUCUCUGAAGAUGAUGUGGUCUAUGAUUACCGUCAGCCAUAUGAGGAAGAAGCAGGAUUACAGCCAUCGCUACAUGAUCUUCGAAGAAUUGUUGCCGUUCAAAAGGCUCGUCCUGGCAUAAGAGCCAUUAUUAAGGAGCAUAAUAUAGGAUCAGUUUUGUGGAAAACUGUCGAGGAUAUGUGGGACAUGGAACCAGAUGGCCGAAUCACAUCCGGAUGUGCUUAUGAACGUGCUAACACCUUAUAUAUGUCAUAUGCGAGAGAUAAUAGAAAUGACACUGCCCAAAUGCAUAACGACCACUCAUGCCAUGGACCUCCACCUCCGUAUUCACAAGUUCACAGCCAUACGAGUGAGGAUUUAGCGUUGCGACCACCGGCUCUAAUGAUUAAGGAUGGAUCGCUUGGUUCGAAUGGUUUCAACGCGACUAUGGAUGAGUAUGCACAGGCUUGUACGGCACCACCGAACGUUCGUUAUGUGGGAUGUGCGAGUGGUACGACCGAAACCUAUCAACGCUCUGCUUCGACGAGUAAUAGAUGCCAUGCUGACUCGAUGAACGGUACAGUUGCUGGCAGCACAAACCCUGCUACUGAUCACAGAAUUGCGACUGCGUCAAGUGCAUCUCCUCCAACCGGUAAUAAUAACAACAAUAAUGAGAACAGUAAUAAUAAUAACGAUGGUACAGAUGAUACGAUUAAUUGCUAUAACAAUAAUAAUAAUAUUUAUCAAAAUGAUUAUCAUGCGUCCUUCCCACCGUCAUCCUCCGUACACCUCUACAAUAACAUCAAUCGCACUCACGACUCUCCUCCAAUCAUCAAACAACAACCGACGAUAAAUUCUUAUGGUGAAUUAUCAUCGGAGCUGUCCGAUAACAAUAAUACUAAACCGUCAACUACUGACACAUUACCAAACGGUACGAUAAAUUACCAAGCCGCCCACCCUCAGCAAUCGUUAACCGUCUCACCAAAUCGAAUAAUCAGCCAGCAUCCCAUCUCUUCAUCCUCCUCGGUAUCAAUAGAGGAUGGUGCCAUCCCCUUAGCAAGGUAUCAAAUCUUAAGUACUGAGCCACAAAAGGUACCACUCUCAAGGUGA
Anisakis simplex (herring worm) is the source of this 2451-nucleotide messenger RNA. The record is from the annotation of a GenBank genome assembly. Lineage: Eukaryota; Metazoa; Nematoda; Chromadorea; Rhabditida; Anisakidae.